Messenger RNA from Lolium perenne, 2000 nucleotides. Lineage: Eukaryota; Viridiplantae; Streptophyta; Magnoliopsida; Poales; Poaceae. The record is from RefSeq and is a predicted model, not a curated record.
UUUAUAACCGCACCCGCCUUUGUGUUGUGUGCAAUGCUCCCUGAACCAGGAGAUCUGCAUCUGGCAAGCCCUUGUGGAGAAGAAGAGGAAGUCGGCAGCUCGAACGAUUCCGGUCAAGGAGUCAGUGAGCAAGUUGCUUCAAACUGGGCUGAAAGUGUUGUAUCGCUCACUUCGUCUGAUGAGGGUGGUUCCAUACAUCCUGCGUGCACAGGCAUAGUAUUUCACCACACCAAAACUAGAGCAUGUCUUCUGACUUCAUUGAGCUUGUUUAGAUCUAGGGAUGAUGAGAGAGAGAUCAGUUUCAGAACGGAGACUAAAGUGCGCCUUCCAAAUGAUUCAGUUGUCAAUGGAAUUCCGAUUUUCCACGACGUAAAAAACAAUCUUUCUGUUGUCAGUGUGUUGCCAAAAGGUGUUGUUCUUCGUGCCGCGUGUCUAGAUCAUCAGCAACAGUUUGAGUCUCACAGUCAACUAGUCUCUCUUCGGCGCUGCUUCAUCUCAGGAGAAUUAAUGACUACAGCUACGAUGUUGGCUGGCGAUCCAACAAGUGCUGAUCCUGAAGAGGCUGCAGCUGAAGGACUCUUCGUUGAUUCUUUUGGGAACUUUGUUGGGUUGAACUGCUAUUCUAAAGAAGGGAAUACUUUCAUACCAAGGAGUACAAUUCUGGAAUUCGUGGCCAGGUUUCAGAAAGCAUGCACCAAAAAGAGGGCUAGAUCAGCUGAUCUUAGACGUAAAAUCGGCUCGCAGUAUGAGCUCCCCAUGAAAAAGUUUGGAUUAAAAGGAAGAGCAAUCAAGUUGAAAGCAUGGUCCCCAUCUCAUAUGUCUGGCUUAGAAGGCAGCUCAACACUGGAAAAGAAACAGUCUGCAUGUCAUUACUGUGAUCCAGAAGGUCAAUCAGCACCUGGAGACCGUUUGAAACGUUUAUUCCCUGGUCCUAGUUGGCCAGCUGAUGGUGAUGGUGUAUCCAAGGAGGCUGCUAGGAAUAAGUUAAGGUCCAGAGGUUAUCCUGUCCCAGUUAAGCACGAUGGUGGCAUGCGUUUGCUUUGUAAUUUUGAAGAGGAAUUUGCCGAAGAUAACUGGAGUAAACUCACAGAACGAGUUGCUUCGCAUCUGUCUCAAAGUGUUGUCGCGCUGGCUUCAUUCAGAGGUGAUAAAAGGUUUUUUGCUUGCACAGGCAUAUUUAUAGACUGCAAUGAGUUAACCACAAGAGUUCUGACCUCGGCAAGUUUGGUUAGAAAUUCUGAUGAUGAAGAUAAGGUUGCUGACAACUUGAAGAUUGAAGUGUGUCUUCCAGAUAAUGAACAUGCCACAGGCACGUUGCAAUAUCAGGAUUUAUGUUACAACAUCGCCAUCAUUACCAUUGUGGGUUCUCACUGUACUCAGACAGCGCAAAUCUAUGAUCAGUUGCAAACUGAACCUCAUGGGGAAGUAGCAGCUGUAGGGCGCGUCUACGAAUCAGGCAAUUUAAUAGCCACAGGUGGCACUUUGAUUGACAAGCCAAGUGAACUCGAUUGCAAAGAGCUUAAGAUGUCCACUUGCAAAAUCACAAAGGCUGGGAUUGGAGGGCCUCUUAUUGAUUUUGAUGGGAAUUUUAUUGGCAUGGACUUCUACGGCUUGGAAGAAACUCCGUACCUUCCCAGAAAUGUAGUGCUCGAAGUCUUGAGGAGUUUCGAUGCAAAGUCUGGCGCUACUGAUUUGAUCAACGAUCAUAACCCAAACAGAUGGCCUGUUCCUAAGCCCUUUUGGUGCUAUCCGAUAUGGCACAUCUAUAUGGGGGAAGGUGUAGAUGACCAGGACCUACCCCGGCCUAUAUGGACGUGAUUAUCGUAACCAUCUGUUCUCCUAAGUGUGAGAUUUUGUGGGGGUGGAAGAUACCAGACCGUACUGCUAUAUACGUAUGUUUAUAUUGCAUAUUUUAGUUUCAUAUGGAAGUUGGUUUGUCAAUCAAGAUACGGAGUAGUAUAUUUAUGUAUAGGCUUGUUGCUAGAUCAAUGUCUGGUUGU